Megachile rotundata (alfalfa leafcutting bee) is the source of this 1303-nucleotide messenger RNA. RefSeq lists its product as uncharacterized. The record is from RefSeq and is a predicted model, not a curated record. NCBI's taxonomy places the organism in Eukaryota, Metazoa, Arthropoda, Insecta, Hymenoptera, Megachilidae.
UGCUCUUUAUCACCAAACGUAGUCGAACCAAUCACAAUUAAGGUGUGCAGAUCAAAUGUGAACUCGUACACGUGAUCUGCAUUGUCCUUAUGCCUUAUAGUUUCUAUUUAGAGAGUGGGUUUCUAUAAACAAUGUUCAUUGUAGCCGUUGAACGAGAUGUGAUUGAACUCGAAACAAUUUUUCAUAGUUUACUGUGCACGUCUACGAUUAGUUUUGAAUAUAUUUGACAGCACGUCGAAGUACAUCUACAUAAAGUCAGAAGGGAUGCAAGGAUAAAAUAAGCUAAAAGCUCCGAUUGAUUUUAAUGAACGAACGGUUGGGCCAAUGACCAUAGCAGUCGAGGCUCAAACGAUAAAAUCAACAACAAACGGUUACUGUUUGCAGGUAGAAAGAAUACAUGACUCCUAUUCUAACCUUAAAUCUCCUAUUCUGCGACUGUAUCGGUUGCAAUCAAUCAGACUAUCUUCUUUUCAGCUGUUCGAUUACACUUCUAGAUUUCAAAAGAAUUAACUUCCGAUUUCUUCGUGCAACUAUGUCCAUCAAACUUCUCAGCGUUUUCCUACUGCUGUUCGUUGUACAGAACAUCUACAAUGCUGUGAGUUAUGGUGAAAAAGAUGAAAAUUGGUUGAACUCCGUUUACUACAAUUGGAAAACCGUAUUAAAAGACAAGUUGAACGCCGCAGAAUCUACCAUAUGUCCUCAUAAUGCUCCUUGUUACUGCAAAAACCUAACCUGCAAUUGCUGCGCAACUUUGGACAUACCGAAGAUCGUUAAUGGGAAAACGUGCGUUGCAGUUACCUACCUACCACAAGACCUUGGUAUUAAAAUACUACUGACUCUAGACGGGAAAGAACUUUUUUCACAGACUAUUUCAGUGAGAAAUCCACCACCAAUUUGCAUAGUGGUUCCUUAUGUACCAGUCGGAAAAGUCUGCGUUCGCGUCUACGAUAUCGAGGUCGUUGGAUAUAAAGUGCACAUGUGCGUCGACCUGGUGGCACCACGGGUCAACUACGUACUGCAUUUCGAUUGCUUUGAAAUUGGAUUCGGCGGAAUCCCAGAGCUGCUUUCUGGAUACGCAAGUAACGUGAAAACGACGCAGGCAAAACCGCAAAUUAGUCAGCCGGAAAUUAAAAUUCAACCGUAGCGAAAUACCAUUACAGAAUGUAAACGUUUUAGCCGUCGAUUUUUGAAAACUACUCUUAUGCAAGGGAUGUUCGUUUUCAAGUUUCACGAUGUUACGCAGUACUUUUAGCAGUAUUUUGCGAAAUCACAACUGUACUUUUUAUACUUUUAUAUAUACUAU